AUGGGUAGACGGAAUCUCAGUAGCACAUCGAAUUUCAUCCUAAUGGGAUUGACAGACUCUGAUGAGAUUCGGCUAGUCCUCUUUAAUCUAUUUCUCCUGAUAUACCUGGUUACUGUGCUGGGGAAUGCAGGGAUGAUACUGAUCAUUCGCCUGGAUCUGCAGCUGCACACUCCCAUGUAUUUUUUCCUCAGCCACCUGUCAUUUAUUGAUCUUAGUUACUCAACAGUCAUUACGCCUAAAACCUUAGCGACCUUACUAACUUUUAAUAAGUAUAUUUCAUUUAGUGGCUGUUUCACUCAGAUGUAUUUUUUUGUCUUCCUGGCUGCUACUGAAUGUUUGAUUCUCUCUUCAAUGGCUUAUGAUCGCUAUGUAGCUAUCUGCAACCCACUACAAUACCCAGUUGUUAUGUCCACUACACUGUGCCGCUCCUUCAUCACGGCAUCCUAUGCAAUUGGCUGUAGUGAAUCACUUGUCAAUGUACUUUGCAUGAACACCUUGCAUUUCUGCAAUUCCAAUGUAAUCAAUCAUUUUUUCUGUGACACAACACCAAUUUUAUCUCUGUCAUGCACUGACACACGUGAUAUUGAGACCGUGAUAUUCAUCGGUGCUGGUUCUACACUAGUGGCAUCUCUCAUCACAGUCUUUGUAUCCUAUGCAGCCAUUCUCUCUACUAUCUUGAAAAUUAACUCCACAUCAGGAAAACAAAAAGCCUUCUCUACCUGUGCCUCCCACCUCCUGGGAGUCACCAUCUUCUAUGGUACCAUGAUUUUUACUUAUUUAAAGCCACGUAGGUCCUACUCCUUGGGAAAGGACCAAGUGGCUUCUGUUUUUUAUACUAUUGUGAUCCCCAUGCUGAAUCCACUCAUUUAUAGUCUCAGGAAUAAAGAAGUGAAAAAUGCCCUCAUUAAAGUUAUGAAUAAGAGAGUGAGCUCCAGGCACUUAAAAUAA
This is a messenger RNA of Chrysochloris asiatica (Cape golden mole), 948 nucleotides long. RefSeq names its product olfactory receptor 8H1-like. Gene Ontology annotation, cellular component: membrane. The transcript has a single exon. Gene Ontology annotation, biological process: sensory perception of smell; G protein-coupled receptor signaling pathway. The record is from RefSeq and is a predicted model, not a curated record. Bases 1 to 948 code for a protein of 315 amino acids. NCBI's taxonomy places the organism in Eukaryota, Metazoa, Chordata, Mammalia, Afrosoricida, Chrysochloridae. Gene Ontology annotation, molecular function: odorant binding; olfactory receptor activity; G protein-coupled receptor activity.